Molecule: messenger RNA, 759 nt
Organism: Oldenlandia corymbosa var. corymbosa
Lineage: Eukaryota; Viridiplantae; Streptophyta; Magnoliopsida; Gentianales; Rubiaceae
Source: the annotation of a GenBank genome assembly
AUGGAGUUGGUAGGAGAUUUUAACGUGGGCGAUUAUAUCCCAUGGUUUGGAUGGAUUAAUCUCAUCAAUGGUCAGGAGUCAAAGCUGAAAAGGGUUGCAAAAGAGUUGGAUGAAUAUUUUGAAACUAUUCUGGAAGAAGGAAUUCAGAGGAAGGAUGAAAAGGUUAAGGGUGAAACAGUUAUGGAUGUUUUGCUGGAUCUUCAUGAGAAAAAUGCCAAUGGAUUUGUUCUUCAACGCGAGUCACUAAACGCUAUCAUUUUGGAUAUGUUUGUUGCUGGAACUGAUACUACAUAUACAUUAUUAGAAUGGGCACUUUCCGAGUUAGUGAAAAACAACAAUAUUAUGUCCAAAUUAAAAGCCGAGGUGAGGAGAUCUUCGGGCAGUAAGUUGAAUUGUAUAACGGAGGAUAAUUUAGAAGAACUCCCUUAUUUAAAAGCAGUUAUUAAAGAGACUCUACGUAUGCAUCCUCCUGGUGUUCUUAUUCCUAGAGAAUCAACAAACGAUAUCAAUAUUAUGGGAGAGAUUCGAGGACAAAAUUUCGAGUUGAUCCCAUUUGGUUACGGAAGGAGAAGUUGCCCUGGUUCCGUAUUCGCCUUGAUACUAGCUGAAGUUGCACUUGCAAACUUAAUACUUAAGUUUGACUUUGCAUUGCCUGGUGAAACAAGUUCUUCAGAGCAUUUGGACAUGAGGGAAGUUCCCAGUCUUGUAGUUAAAAGGCAAACACCUUUGGUUCUUAAGGCAACUCUUUCUGAUUCAUGA